ACAAUGGGAAGUUGGAAUCGUCGAAACCAAGUCGGCAAUAAUGACGAUCAGAAUGAAUACAAAGAUCUGCUAGUUUUCGGAUAUGCUUCUACAAUAUUUCCAAAUGAUUAUCAGUCGGAGCACAUUGCAGAGGAACGACACACAGUGCCAUGUCUCGGAGAUCCAGAAAAUCGCGUGGAUAGGUAUGGUUUUUUUCAUUAUUGAUGAAUCUCUAACCAUUAAAAAUCGGCACAACGAAAGAGAAGUCGUUUGGCUUUUUUGCUGAAAGAGUAACUGAUUCACUGGAAUAUAUGGAUUUUAUAAGUGGUGAGUUUACUUUCCUAAUCAAUUUUAUAUUAGGUGUAUUGAUUUUUCUGCUAAAAAACUUACAGAAUCAAGGUUUUGACAGAAAGCUUUCAUGCCGGUCUUCGAUGAUUCCGAUAUUUCCUCACAAUUUACCAUAUAAUGUUCAAUUAGUUUUAAAUUUUUCUUCAAUCCAAUUAAUUGAAACAGUUCACCAAUCGUUUGCUGAUGACACAAUUUUUAGAAAGCUCAAGUAUUAAAACAAAUAUAAACCACAAAAGUUGCUUCGUUUGUACGGGUCUAUAUAAUUUAAAAAUUAUUAAUUGAUUUAAUUAAUUUUGAAUAUUCAGGUCGAUCGAUUGGCUGGCACACCGAACAUGUCAAAUAACCGUAUGACUGUCGACUUCUGUUGCCAUCAAUCGACGUGGCAAUCAAAAGAAAUGGUUCGCCGUCUGAACAAUGUCCUACAGAAGCAAUGGAAGAGGAUAUGUGUGAAGAGGAAAGAUAUCUUGAUAUGUAUAAAGAUAUUCAAAGAGAGCAAGAAAAAGAAGAAGAGGAGAAGCGAAGGAAUGACCAACGAAAUGCCAUUGGAUUCGAUUACGGAACAGGAAAAGUAAAAGCUCGAGAGAGUGAUAGUGAGGAUGAACCAUUUGAGCCGCCAGAAGGAAUAAAAUUCCCCGUUGGUCUCGAGUUGCCUUCGAAUAUGAAACUUCAUCAUAUUAUCGAGAAGACAGCCUCAUUUAUAGUGGCAAAUGGUACACAAAUGGAGAUUGUUAUCAAGGCGAAGCAAAGGAAUAAUGCUGAACAAUUCGGAUUCUUGGAAUUCGAUCAUCGAUUGAAUCCAUUUUAUAAGUAUCUUCAAAAGCUUAUUCGUGAAAAGAAAUACAUCCCAGAUCUCAAUAAAAGGCCAAAAAAGCUAACGAAAACGUCAAGAGCUUCUACUUCAAAACCUGCAAUUUCUAGCUCCCUUGCUGCAAUUGCAGCUGCUCAUGGAUCAGAUUCAGAAGAUUCAGAUUCAGACUACGAGCUUCACCCAUCUCUGUUGUCCGGCGGCGCGAAACGUCCUGUUACUCCAGAGAAGCCAGGAGCUAUUGGUCCACGGAAGAAGCCUGUUGAGCCGGAGAAACCACCAGAUUUCACCCUCAAGCCAGUCGGUGAUAUUUCGCAGAGAAAUGAUGUUUAUGCGGCGCUUUUCAAGAAUCUGGCGCACGUAACGAGGCAAGCUGCAGGUGUAGAAGAAGUUAAGAUGAAUGUUGAAGAAGCUAAGAAAGAGAAAGAAAAUGAUCAUCUCGACGAUCCAGAAUACCGGGAGUGGUACGAAAACUUCUAUGGACGUCCGUGCCCAUGGAUUGGGCCUCGUCCCAUGAUUCCAGCAACUCCAGAUCUUGAGCCCAUCCUUAAUAGCUAUGCGGAACACGUGGCUCAACGUGGAUUAGAGGCAGAGGCGUCUCUUGCAGCCCGAGAAGAUCUUCAAUUGCAUUUUAUGGAACCUAAAAGUCCUUAUUAUUCAUAUUAUCAUCACAAAGUUCGUAUGCAUCAAUGGAGAAUGUACCAACCCAUUGAACAAAAUCUAUCACCACUUGUUCUCAACUCACCAGCUCCACCAUCGGCUGUCAGUUCACCAGGACCUUCCAGUCUUAUGAGCCUGAAUCUAUCGACCCCGGAGCCGCCACUCAAUCGAAGGCAGAGACGGCGUCUCCUAGAUUCCAGCCGUCUUGACGAGUCUAUCACUGAACCAGGAGUCAUAGAUCCAAUCACAAUGUUACAGAUUCCAAAAAGUGUAUCGACUCCUGCAAAUCUAGAUAUUCUGAAGACACCUAUAUCAUUUUCCCUUAGAAACGACGAGCCACGGGAUGAAUCAAGUUUCCGAUUUGAUCCGGAUCUGGAUGAAACUGCAGGACCUUCAGACACAACUGCAAACUUCAGUGAUAUUAGUGGCCUAUUCCCUCCACCAACACCUCCUGUAAUCCCACCAUCCACUCAAAUGCAAGUCGAUCGGAAGGAAAAAGCGAGAAUUUUCAUGGAGAAGUUGCUUCAAGAGAAGAAAGCAAAGAAAUUACAAGAAGAAGAAGAACGAUCAAAAUUAGAGGAAGAGACACGGAAGAAGGCUGAAAAGAUAUCAGAAUCAUUGUCAGAACGGAAAAAUACUGGUAGAUCGGAUCGGAGAGAAGAAGCACCCAAAGGGGCGAGAUCUCUCGAUGAAAUAAUUAAUAAUAGGAUCAACAGUUUGCUAUCCGAAUCUGGUUUUGAACCCGUUGAGGAGAUGAAGAGAACAGACGAGGAUAGGGAGAGAAAAAGACAUCGAAAACGAAGCCGUUCACGACGACGAUCUCGCUCCUGUAGCCCCAGAGACCGAUCACGAGAGCACAAAAAAUCCCGAAAAUCCGGUAGACAUCAUCGAUCUCGCUCUCGUUCCUCAUCCAGAGAUCGUCAUCGUCGAAAUCGCAGUAGAAGUCGGGAUAGACGGCGGUGAUUUCUUGUGGAAUAAUUAAUUUUUUAAAGCAAUUUUCUCAUAAUUUAUAUAUCAUUUAUUUUUGUUUGUCGAAUAAAUUAACAA
Molecule: messenger RNA, 2839 nt
Organism: Caenorhabditis elegans
Lineage: Eukaryota; Metazoa; Nematoda; Chromadorea; Rhabditida; Rhabditidae
Gene: swp-1
Product: Suppressor of white apricot N-terminal domain-containing protein
Exons: 7
Coding region: 4-204 (66 amino acids)
Biological process (GO): RNA processing
Molecular function (GO): RNA binding
Source: RefSeq, marked reviewed